Messenger RNA from Paramecium tetraurelia, 1053 nucleotides. RefSeq lists its product as uncharacterized. The record is from RefSeq and is a predicted model, not a curated record. The transcript is spliced from 2 exons. Gene Ontology annotation, molecular function: transcription corepressor activity; protein binding. Lineage: Eukaryota; Ciliophora; Oligohymenophorea; Peniculida; Parameciidae. Gene Ontology annotation, biological process: regulation of transcription by RNA polymerase II. Gene Ontology annotation, cellular component: histone deacetylase complex.
AUGAUUCAGAAUGCAUUGAUGAGGAGUCAGGAAUUUGUGUCUCGCAAUGGACAAACAAUGGAUUUGAAUGUUGAAUUAUAAUAGGACAUAAUACAAUUACAGGACGAGAUCUUGUUGAGUGAUUGGAAUGCACAAAAAAACAUUUUGGCAAUAUAUCAACUCAAUUGCAUUAAAUUGAUCCAAAACAAUUAAAUACUACAAAUAAUGCCAACAGUUGUAGGUGAGUGCUUUUCUAGAGUCAAAUUAAUGAAGUUUGAUAGAUCGAGCGGCAACAAUAUGUUAAUAGUAUAUGAAAAUGGCGCUGCAAAAGUGAUAGACACUACAAUUCAAAUCAUUAAAAUGUUCAACAUCAAAAAUGCAAGCAAAUUAUUGGACUUCCAUUGGAACCUCAAUUGGCCUAAUGUGGUUGCUCUCAUUUUUGAGAAGGAUGUCGAAAUAGUGGACAUAUAUAAAUGCCAAACUUUGAAGUACUUAGAAAAUGUGAUUCAUUUUGAGUGGAGACAUUUUGAUCACUUCAUCGUGAUGGAUCUUAAUUAUUACAUAAAUUUAAUGCAGAUUGAUAUUGACAAACCACAAUUAUAAUUAAAAGCCGAAUUAGAAACCACCUUGAUCGAAUUCAACAAAAGGAAGACCUUAUUAGCUUCCUUCUCAAGCACCUUAAAUGUCAUAAAGAUAUGGACAUUGUAAAAUGAUGAGUAUGUGUUCGAAAUUACAGACGAUCAGAAAAUUUUGUAAUUUUGUUGGUGCUCUUCACAAAAUGCCAAUUAUUUAAUCACACUAACAUCUUAGACUCUCAAUAUAUGGGAUGUUGAAUUCGGAUAGAUCAAAUCUACUUAUGAAAUCGACUUCAAUGUUGCUAAGAUGGUUUCUAUGGAUCUCUUGAAUGAUACUCCCUAAGUGGUGUUGAUUGGUGAAAAGGUUGUGCUGUACGAUUUGAUAAACAAGAAGAGAAGAGUGUUCAAUUGCGAUACUCCUAAUAAAGUGCUGCGCAUCAAUGAUGAAGAGAUACUGUUCAUAUUUAGGAGUAGUUACAUUGUUUACAAAAAAAAUUGA